Molecule: messenger RNA, 1562 nt
Organism: Oenanthe melanoleuca
Lineage: Eukaryota; Metazoa; Chordata; Aves; Passeriformes; Muscicapidae
Gene: PAFAH2
Product: platelet activating factor acetylhydrolase 2
Exons: 11
Coding region: 168-1298 (376 amino acids)
Molecular function (GO): 1-alkyl-2-acetylglycerophosphocholine esterase activity
Source: RefSeq, a predicted model, not a curated record
GUCACUGGGAGCUGUGAUUUCGGGCUUGUGACAUCCGGAGCGGUGUCCUGUACUGGUGGCUACUGGGAGCUGUAGUCCACGAGCACGGGAGGCACUGGGAGCUGUAGGGCAGAGUGCACUGGGCGUGCUGGGAGCUGUGACCCGGGUACUGGCUCGGCUGUGGCAGCAUGGGGGGGAUGCUGGCGCUGCCCCCGGGGCAGGGACCCCACCCGGUGGGCUGCACGGAUGUGAUGGUGGGCCACACUCGGCAGGGGCUCUUCCUCCGCCUCUUCUACCCGUGCCUGGCCCGGGCAGGGGCCGCGGAGCCGCUCUGGAUCCCGCGCCCCGAGUACUGCGGGGGUCUGGCCGCUGCCACCCUCGGCCGCCGCUGGUGCUCGUCCCUGCUCAGCAUCGCCAUCGGCUCCGUCAAAGUCCCGGUGAGCUGGAACGGGGCUCUCAAGCCCUGCAGCACUGGGUACCCCCUGAUCAUCUUCUCCCACGGCCUGGGAACCUUUCGGACCUUGUACUCUUCAAUCUGCACAGAGCUGGCGUCCUGGGGCUUCGUGGUGGCAGCGCUGGAGCACAGGGACCAUUCUGCUGCCACCACCUAUUUCUGCACGGCCGAGGCUGUGGAGGAGUGGAUCCCCUUCCAACGGGUGCCCCAAGGGCAGAAGGAGUUUUAUUUCCGAAACAAGCAGGCUCACCAGAGAGCUCAGGAAUGUGUGCGGGCGCUGCGGCUCUUCCAGGGCAUCGCCGGCGGCAGAAGCGUCCCCAGCAGCCUCCCCCAGGGCUGGGAUCUGUCUGUGCUGAAGGACAACCUUGAUCUGACCAAAGUGGCCGUCAUGGGCCAUUCCUUCGGGGGGGUGACAGCGGUGCUGGCCUUGGUGAAGGAGCCCAGUUUUGGGUGUGCUGUGGCUCUGGAUGCCUGGAUGUUCCCUCUGGAGAACCUGCUGUACCCAGAGGUGGCCAAGCCCGUGCUCUUCAUCAACACUGAGAAGUUCCAGACCCCGGAGAGCGUUGCCAAAAUGAAGAGGUUGAGCUCCAGAAACAGCCAGACGAGGAUUGUGACCGUGCUGGGGACCGUGCACGAGGACCAGACCGACUUUGCCUUCCUCCCUGGGAAGCUCUUCAGCUGCAUCUUCGGCAGGAGGGGCACCCUGGACCCCCACAAGGCUCUGGCCAUCACCAGCCAGGCAGCUCUGGCCUUCCUGCAGAGGCACCUGAAGCUGCAGCAGAGCUUUGCCCAGGGGGAUGAGCUCCUGGAAGGCGCUGGGCACUCGCUGGUUCCGGAGGCGCCGCUCGGCCGCUCCCGCCUGUAGCUGCUCCCAGGGCCCUGCUCCACCUGGGCACUGGGAAAAGGAAUCCUUCUUGCCCAGAAUGGAGGAGCAGGAGCUGGGGACAGUGCUGGUGGUGACUGCUGCCACCUGGGUACUGGGAAAAGGAGUCCUUCUUGCCCAGAAUGGAGGAGCCAGGAGCUGGGGACGGGGCUGCUGGUGACCAAGGUGCUCUGUGAAUGUGCCAGGAGAGCCCUCCCUGCUCAUUCCCUGCACUGAGGGAAUAAAAUCCCCAGGGAUAAAGACUGA